Messenger RNA from Mus musculus (house mouse), 684 nucleotides. RefSeq names its product high-mobility group box 4 (gene Hmgb4). NCBI's taxonomy places the organism in Eukaryota, Metazoa, Chordata, Mammalia, Rodentia, Muridae. The coding region runs from base 123 to 668 and encodes 181 amino acids. Gene Ontology annotation, cellular component: nucleus; chromosome. The transcript has a single exon. The record is from RefSeq and is marked validated.
ACACACAGAGGAAAUUUCACCAUAAGUAGGGCACCUUCUAGAUUGCUCCUCGGGUGCAGAGACAGAAAUCUCUGCUAUCCAGAUCAGCAGGGUCCAGCGAAGGACAUUAUGGUUGUAUAAACAUGGGGGAAAAAGACCAGCUAAGGCCCAAGGUGAAUGUGUCUUCUUACAUCCAUUUUAUGCUGAAUUUCAGAAACAAAUUCAAGGAGCAACAGCCAAAUACCUACCUUGGCUUUAAAGAAUUCUCUAGAAAGUGUUCAGAAAAAUGGAGAUCCAUCUCAAAGCACGAAAAGGCAAAGUAUGAAGCCCUAGCAGAGCUCGAUAAAGCCCGGUACCAGCAAGAAAUGAUGAAUUACAUAGGCAAGAGAAGAAAGAGAAGAAAGAGGGACCCAAAGGCACCGCGGAAGCCCCCAUCCUCCUUCCUGCUCUUCUCCCGGGACCACUAUGCUAUGCUGAAGCAAGAGAACCCCGACUGGACCGUGGUGCAGGUGGCCAAGGCUGCUGGGAAAAUGUGGUCCACAACUGACGAAGCAGAAAAAAAGCCCUAUGAACAGAAGGCUGCACUUAUGCGGGCAAAGUAUUUCGAGGAACAGGAGGCCUACCGCAACCAAUGUCAAGGCAGGAAGGGGAAUUUCUUGGAAUCAGCCAAGACCAGUUUGAAACAAUAAAACAUCAUUCAAUUGA